Messenger RNA from Saccharomyces eubayanus, 1908 nucleotides. RefSeq names its product phenylpyruvate decarboxylase ARO10 (gene ARO10). The coding region runs from base 1 to 1908 and encodes 635 amino acids. Lineage: Eukaryota; Fungi; Ascomycota; Saccharomycetes; Saccharomycetales; Saccharomycetaceae. Gene Ontology annotation, molecular function: thiamine pyrophosphate binding; carboxy-lyase activity; magnesium ion binding. The transcript has a single exon. The record is from RefSeq and is a predicted model, not a curated record.
AUGGCACCUGUUACGAUUGACACGUUUAUGGACCAAGACGAGCCACAUGUUGUUUUCAAUCAAUCAGCAACAAUUCCUUUCGGUGAGUACAUAUUUAGAAGGCUAUUUUCCAUCGGUACGAAAUCCGUUUUUGGCGUUCCUGGUGAUUUCAACCUAUCUUUAUUAGAAUACCUCUAUGCCCCCUCCGUUGAAGAAGACGGUUUGAAAUGGGUCGGUACCUGCAACGAAUUAAAUGCUGCCUAUGCUGCUGACGGGUACUCCCGCUAUUCUAAUAAGAUUGGCUGUUUAAUCACCACGUAUGGUGUAGGCGAAUUAAGCGCCCUGAAUGGUAUAGCCGGUUCGUUUGCUGAAAACGUCAAAGUCUUACAUAUCGUCGGUGUAGCCAAGUCGACGGAUUCGCGUUCCGAUAAUUUUAGGGAACGUAAUCUGCAUCAUUUGGUCCCACGAUUACAUGAUUCGAACUUCAAAGGGCCUAAUCAUAAAGUGUAUCAUGACAUGGUUAAGGAUAACGUUGCCUGUUCGGUAGCUUACUUGGAAGAUAUUGAAACUGCAUGCGAUCAAGUCGAUGCUGUGAUCCGUGACAUCUAUCGAUAUUCUAAACCUGGUUAUGUUUUUGUCCCUGCAGAUUUUCCGGAUAUGUCAGUAAGGCUUGAUAAUUUGAUUAGUGUUCCACAUAUAUCUCAACAAGAUUGUAUAACCAUCCCAUCAGAAACUCAUUUGUUCAGCAUCAUCGACAUGAUUACUACUUGGAUGUACUCCAGUAAAACACCUGCAAUCCUUGGAGACGUGUUAACCGAUAGAUAUGGAGUGAGUGAUAUCCUAAAUAAGCUUAUUUACGCCAGUAAAAUCUGGAAUUUUUCCACCGUUAUGGGAAAAUCCGUAAUUGAUGAGACAAACCCAUCGUAUAUGGGGCAGUACAACGGUAAGGAAGGUUUGAAGCAGGUUUAUGAACAUUUCGAGUCCUGUGACUUGAUCUUGCACUUUGGUGUUGACAUUAAUGAAAUUAAUAAUGGACACUAUUCUUUUACUUAUAAACCCAAUGCAAAAAUCAUUCAAUUCCAUCCCAACUAUAUUCGGUUUGUUGACACUAGAUAUGGCGAAGAACAGAUAUUUGAAGGCGUCAAUUUUGCACCUGUAUUACAGGAGCUAUAUCAACAUAUUGAUGUUUCCAAACUUUCUUUGCAAUAUGACCCUAGUGUAAUCCCAUAUACAAAUGAAACUAUGAAACUAGAAGACCCAACUAGUGAUCAAUCAACUGACAUCACACAAGUCCACUUACAAAAAGUCAUUCCUAAAUUUUUAAACCCAGGUGAUGUUGUUGUUUGUGAGACUGGUUCAUUUCAAUUUUCUGUUCGAGAUUUUGCCUUUCCUACUCAGUUAAAAUACAUAUCGCAGGGGUUUUUCCUUUCCAUCGGUAUGGCUUUACCUGCGGCGCUAGGUGUGGGGAUUGCCAUGCAAGACCAUCCAAACGCACACAUAAACGGCGGUAACAUAAAUGAGGGAUAUAAACCAAGACUGAUAUUGUUUGAAGGUGACGGCGCUGCACAAAUGACAAUUCAGGAGUUGAGUACUAUUUUGAAAUUCCACAUUCCAAUUGAAAUUGUCAUUUGGAACAAUAAUGGCUACACUAUUGAAAGAGCUAUCAUGGGUCCUACCAGGUCUUAUAACGACAUUAUGUCUUGGAAAUGGACAAAACUAUUUGAAGCCUUUGGAGACUUCGACGGAAAAUACACUAACAACACGAUUAUUGAAUCCACCUCCAAGUUAGCACUGAAAUUGAAGGAUUUAAAGAACUCAAGCGCAAGAGACCGGAUAGAACUCCUAGAAGUCAAACUGGGCGUCUUAGACUUCCCAGAACAACUAAAGUGCAUGGUUGAAGCGGCUGCACUUAAAAGAAACAAGAAAUAA